AUGUCAGAACGUGCUGAUAUGCUCAGUUUCACCGAGCACAUCAGAAAUGUGUGUUUUCUCGCUCACGUUGAUCAUGGCAAGACCACGCUGUCCGACAGCCUCAUCUCGAGCGUCGGUAUAAUCAGCGAGAGGCUCUCCGGGAAGCUGCGCUAUCUAGACAACCGCGACGACGAGCAGAGACGCAUGAUAACGAUCAAGUCGUCCAGCAUCUCGCUCAUAUACUCCCCGAACAAUCCGACCGUGCGGACAGGCAGCGCCAAGGCGCUAAACGACUCGCCGUGCAUCAUAAACCUCGUGGACUGUCCGGGUCACGUGGACUUCUCCGUUGAAGUGUCUACCGCCGCGCGGCUGUGCGAUGGAGCGCUGCUCAUCGUCGACGCCGUCGAGGGCAUAUGCCCGCAGACGAAAGCCGUUCUACGGCAGGCGUGGAGAGAGAGCGUCCGCACGGCGCUGGUGCUUAACAAGAUCGACAAGCUGAUACUGGACCUGAACAUGACGCCGGUGGAGGCGUACCAACGGUUGCGCGAUUUGGUCGACCAGGUAAAUGCGCUGAUGUUCCAAAUGUACAACGAGUACCUCAACGUCGACGCGGACGAGGAGGGCAUUAAGGUGGACGUGAGUGCUAAGAAGUGGUUCUUCUGUCCUUCUGAGGGCAACGUGGUGUUCUGCAGCGCGUUACACCGGUGGUGCAUAAACCUGCCGGAGUUCGCGGAGCACAUCGUACAUAAGCUCAAUGUGCCUCCCGCGAAAAGCGGCGGGAUCCUGAAGGCGCUCUGGAGCGAUCUCUACUACUGCCCGCGCAGCAAAACGCUGAAACCAUGCCACGGCCGUGAGAAGCCCUUUUUCGUGCAGUUUGUGCUGGAGCAGGUGUGGAAGGUGUACGAUGCCAUCAUGACAAAUUGGUCUCCUGCUGACAUCGAAAAGUGCGUCAGGUACUCAGGAGCCACGCUAAGUGCCCGCCAGUCGCGGCUGCUCGAGAGCUCGGCCACUCCUGCCGCGGAGGAGCGCGAGGAGCUGCUGACCACCGUGAUGGGUUCGUGGAUUUCCAUUCCAAGCGGCAUUGUGCGGAUGAUUGUGGACUGUCUGCAUAACCCAGUUCAGGCCGCGAAAAAGCGGCUGAAACGCAUCUGCCCUGCCGUGCUGGACUACCCAGCUUACGAGGAGGUCAUAUCGUGCAAGCCCACGGCACCGACAGUGGUGCACGUUGCGAAAUUCCUGGGCUGCGACCUGAACAUCAUGAGACUCACUGGCGAUGUGCUGCAUGGCGACGAGCUUGCGGAGGAAUUUGUGGCGUUUGCGCGCAUCUUCAGCGGCUGCCUCAAGGUCGGCAGCGAACUCUACAUCUGCGCUGCCCGGAGGCCCGCCGCGGGUUGCGGCUUCGCAGACGACAUCCACAGCGACGUACGGCAGAGAACGGUCUGUGUGAAAAGGAUCAUGAUAUGCAUGGGAGCCGAUCUCCUCGACGUGGAUACUGGGUGGCCGGGAAACAUCGUCGCGCUGCACCUGUCGCAGCCGGGCUCCUCGCCGGGAGAUGCUGCGUCACCCCACGCGUCGGACGCAGGGCGCAGGGACAACAUGGAUCACGUCAAGGAGGUUAUGGCGUGGAUCCUGUCUCUGGGGGACCCUCACCGCCAGAAGGUGAAGAACCUGGGUGACGAAUUCGACAAUCGCAGCCGAUUCACGCGUCAGGGCAACCUCUGCAGCGUUGAUAGGCACCUCACUUUGAGCAGUGACCCGUCCUUCCCCGGGUUCCCACCGCUGAAUUUGGAGUUCAACAACCCCAUCAUUCGCGUCUCGGUAGAACCGCAAAAUGUCAAGCACACUCAAGAGUUCCUCAUGGGUCUGGCGUAUUUGUACAUUUCGGACCCGGCAAUCGAGCUGGAUGUGCUGAAGACCGGCGAAUACGUGCUGGCGUGCUGCGGUGAAAUUCACCUUGAGCGGUGCGUCAACGACCUGGCCAAUCUGUACGCCAAAGUGCCGAUCACGGUGUCGAAGCCGCGUGUGUCGGUCAGGGAGGGCGUCGUCAACCUGCCGCCAACGGACACCAGCGCAGUGGCGUACUCGAAGGCGCUGAGCAAAAUGGUCAACUUCCCCCCGUGGCAGAACAACUCGAAUGCCGCCGAAGAGCAGCCUGCCGAGCCGGACCCCACGGUGGAUCACAAGUUGGUGACGCCGAUUAAGGGGUUGCCCGGGACCUACAUCACCGCGGCUGCGCUAAAACUCGGCACCGAGUACGCGGUGACGCCUUCGGGCGACACCGUGCUGCUCGUGCGCACCGUGCAGAUGCCGCAGCAGGUGUUGGACUACGUGGAGAACAACAACAACGACAUAAAACGCGCGAUCUACGGAGGCGAGCCGCCGCCGCAGUUCGCAACGGGCGCGCUGGAGCAACGCAUGAGCUGUUACCUGGAGAAGCUGGAAAAUGACAUUGUGGCCACGUGGAGGUCGAGCACCGUACAGCGUGGAGCAACGCUGGAUGUCGGCCACCUCUGGGCAAUCAGCACCAAUCGCGGCAGCCGCACCAUGCUCUUCUACAACGACAAUAACGGGCUGAAGGUGCUGGCAGCGCCUGCAACCGCUGGCGAUGAGGCCGCGGCACCAAGUUCCACCGACCGUCAAAAGCUCGUGCGUCCACCUCCGAUGGAGUGGCGAUUCAGGGACACCUACCAGCCCGAGAAGAUCAGCACCAUCGAAUGGUCAAAGGCCAUUUCAGCAGUGAUGUCGGGGUUCGAAGUGGCGUCGCAGUUCGGCCCCUGUACGGAGGAGCCGUUGCGCGGCGUCGCGUUCGUGAUUGAGGGGAUGUACACCAUCAGCACCCCGUGCCCAGACGCCAGUCCGGAACGCAGCUUGUACAAGGCGCGGAAGCCGACAAGCCCGGCGCAACGCGAGGACGCGUCAGAGGAAACUACGCGAAACGACGUGCUGUCCAAGCUGCUGCACAAGAGGGAAUUCCAAGGCGACGCCAAAGACACGCAGUCGGAGCCAGCAUCCGACGCCGAGGAAGACGAGGGGGAGGGCUACAUGCGCAUCGGCAGCCACGUGAAGCUAGUGACCAACGAGCACACAACCUUCGAAUCCGGCGCCGAUGACAUCCAGGACACAUUAUCGCAAUUCAGCGACGUACUCACCUUCCAGUCGUCGCGCAGAUCCGGUUCCGGGGUGUCCACUGCUGGCAACAUCAUAUCCACGAUGCGCAACAUAUGCCGCAAGGCCAUCAUGCAGCGCGGGAGGCCGAGGAUAUACGAGGUCAUGCUGCGUCUGGAGCUGCAGUGCGACCAGGGUGUGCUGGGCAAGAUGUACAGCGUGCUGCAGAAGCGGCGGACGCAGAUCGUCGCAGAGAACGUGCGGAACUGCACCAACACGUUCGUGAUCGAGGGGCUCAUUCCGGCGUCGGAGUCGUUUGGGCUCGCCCAGGACCUGAGGUCGAAGGCCUCUGGCGGCGUGGUGUUCCACCUGCAGUUCAGCCACUGGGAGAUGAACCCCGACGACCCGUUCCCCGAGGUGUCGAUGACCGACGAGGAAUUCGAGGACGCAGGGUUCAACAUGGCCCGCAUGCUGCAGUCCAACGUGCCGCGCAAGAUCAUCAACUACAUUAGGAAGAUGAAGGGGCUCAUCACCGAGGAGAAGGUGGUGGCGUCUGCGGAGAAGCAGCGCACGCUAUCCACUAAGAAAUGA
Messenger RNA from Babesia bigemina, 3675 nucleotides. Its product is annotated as Elongation factor Tu-like protein, putative. Gene Ontology annotation, molecular function: GTPase activity; ribosome binding; GTP binding. Gene Ontology annotation, biological process: cytosolic ribosome assembly. The transcript is spliced from 6 exons. Gene Ontology annotation, cellular component: ribonucleoprotein complex; cytosol. Bases 1 to 3675 code for a protein of 1224 amino acids. Lineage: Eukaryota; Apicomplexa; Aconoidasida; Piroplasmida; Babesiidae. The record is from RefSeq and is a predicted model, not a curated record.